Messenger RNA from Polistes dominula (European paper wasp), 7039 nucleotides. RefSeq names its product serine/threonine-protein kinase N (gene Pkn). The record is from RefSeq and is a predicted model, not a curated record. Gene Ontology annotation, molecular function: small GTPase binding; ATP binding; protein serine/threonine kinase activity. Gene Ontology annotation, biological process: signal transduction; protein phosphorylation. Lineage: Eukaryota; Metazoa; Arthropoda; Insecta; Hymenoptera; Vespidae.
CAAGGUUUAGUAGCGGGGAUAGCGUGGCGCGCGACUCGUUUUGCGAUUGGUUCAACGUUCUUCGUCCAGUUACUGUGCUGUCGUCGGUAGGAACGCACUAGUAAUGUUUAUGUCUUUCUCUCUCUCUCUCUUUCUCUCUCUAUCUCUAUCUAUAUCUAUCUAUCUUUCAUUUUCUCUUUUCCUAUCUCAUUCCGAGACGGCUCCGUCGCGUCUAUCGUUCUUUCUACUCGGUGGAGGCAACUUCGCGUCGCGUUCGAUCGGUAAAAUUUCUUAGGUUAUUUGGAAGAAAAGAACGUACACCCCGAGAAAAAAACACAACAUGUUUAUUUUCGUCUGUGUGUAAAAUGUGUGAAUAAAGAAAGUAAGAUAUAAAGAUAAUUGAAAAGAGAGAAGGAAAUAAAUAAAUAAAUAAAUAAAUAAGUAAAUAAAUAAAUAAGCUUAAGACGAGGAUGGUUCGCGCGUGAGAAUAUAACGAUGAACUGCAUCGUUUUGUGCACAAAGAUAGACGGAUAGAGAGAAAGCAGAGUGAGUGAGUGAUUGUAGCAGUAUAGUGGCCAAAAUGGCGGAAUCAAGUUAUUAUCAGGGCGAUUACAUCAGGCACCCAGUUCUUUACGAACUGUCGAGCAAGUACGGUGUUGCUGGCAGUGAUCAGGUGCCCUUGCCGGCUCGUCUCGAUGAGCUCCGGGAACACAUACGCAGAGAAAUACGUAAGGAGUUAAAAAUAAAAGCCGGAGCUGAGAAACUACGAGAGGUUGCUACCGAUCGCAAGGCACUCUCGGAUGUCGCGACGAUCGUGAAAAAGGCCAAUAGCAAGCUGAACGAGCUCCAAGCUGAGCUCCAGCAGCUCGAAAGUCAAAUUAUACUGACGCAGGGCCAGCCGCAGUCGCCGCAACAAAAUCACUCCAACGGUCAAGACACACCUCUGUCACCAAUGGGGCCUUCGUCACCAAGCCAGGAAGGUCUGUUCACGGAUCUUCGACUUUUAUCUUUGGAAAAGCAACUUAACAUCGAAUUAAAGGUAAAACAGGGAGCGGAGAACAUGAUACAGAGUUUGACGAGUGGUCACAGAGACAAGAAAUUACUUCAAGAAGCUCAACAGAUGCUCGAUGAUUCCCGCGCUAAAAUCGAGUUCCUACGCAUGCGCAUAAUGAAGGUGCGACAAGCGCGCCAACAACAACAUGCUCGAGGUGACGGGCCACCUCCUAAUGGCGAAUCAACUGGCAACAAAGAUAGGUACGAGCCCAGUUUAGAGCUUGCUUUGGAAGAACGUGUCGAAGAGUUGCGACAUCGGCUUAGAAUUGAAGCAGCUGUUGUGGAAGGUGCAAAAAAUGUAAUACGUCUUCUGCAAAGUGCCAAAGUUGCUGAUAAGAAGGCUCUGACGGAAGUACGUAUUCUUCUUUUAUCUCACUUUUCAAUCUUUCAUAUGGAUUACACAGAGAGAGAGAGAGAGAGAGAGAGAAAGGACACCCGUCAAAUCCAUGAAGAAAAGAACAACAUUGAACGUGAAAAGAAGAAAUCUUCAAACGGAAAUCUUGACAAGCCGAGAAAACCUUUCUUGGCCAAUCGCAGUCGUAAGUUAUUCAGGAAUUGACGAUGUCCUGCGGUGGAUGACAGCGUGGAAGAGGUUGAAGAAGAGGACGAUCGUAGGAUGUACGGAGGUGAAAAAGAGAAAGAAGACGAUCGAAAACGAUCGCAAGAUGCUGAUGCGAGAUGUUCAGAAACAACAGCACCACCACCACCAUGGUUGGUCAGAGCAGAAGUUACGAUUCGUCAUGGCGGUAUUCAGACCAAUUCGGAUUCUGGACAGUCACCGGUACGUGCAUCAUCAACUGUGACUGAUUCUAAUGGUGUAAGGAUGAUAUAUCGUUGGAAUACUAGCCAACCAAAUAUUAAUCCUCCAACAACAACAACAACAACAACAACAACAGCAGUACCUUCGAUGACUUCAUCGAUGGGUACAAUUCCACCAAAUUCUUAUGGGUUUCAACGUGGAAAUAUAUUGUUCACGUCAACACCACCACCUAGAAGUCAACCAUCCGGUUCAUUUACAAUUCCACGUUCAGUAUCCUCGAUGAAAGAUGACUCAAAUUUAUCAAGAAAUCGAGGUUUCAAUGAUUCCGGAUACAACAGUGAACGAUUUUCACCACAAUCUUAUUCAAGUUUGCCAUCUCGUCGAUCCUCGCAACAAUACAAUCGACGUUGUAAAAGUACAUGUAACAUCGUACUAGCUGCGUUUGAUCCCAAGAAGAAUUUAAGUAACGAAGAGUUUAUAACUACGAGAUCACAAACGAGAGAACCUUUGAAAUUUUCCCCAUUGGAAGCUGAUCGACCACCUUUGCAUUACCAUCGAAUGGCGUCCCAUCAUCAUCAACAGCAUCAUCAUCAUAAUCAACAACAACAACACGUCUCUGCUCGUUCACGUUUCAGUACCGUACCUGAAGUCUGUGAAGAUUGUGCUGAAGGUAGUACUGCAAGUCCAUUUACCACUCAUUUCUGUACACGUGUGUUAGAGAAAACAACGAACAAAAGAACAACGACCAUUAGUAAAGAUGCGUCUUCCCAAACGACGGAUAUUGAAUCUAGAUCUUCCUCCUUGACAACAUCGAAAACAGGAAAAGUCAGACGAAAGACAUUGGAUAUAUACUUGGCCGACGAACAAAAGAGAAAGAAGCAAGAGAAUUCAUCUAUCGGAGCUUCGAUCGAUACAACAACGCAACCUUCAACGACUACAGCAACUACCACGGAUACUGAAAAAUCCGAUGCAUCAACCGUAGAUGAGAAUUCCAAACGUAAAUCUCGUACGGUUCACAUAGACGUUUAUUGCACUGGCUCAGAUGAGGAGUGUAGUACAGAGUCAAGCGAGGAAGAACAUUCAACCACAGCGAUGACCGUCUUCGAGAACAAGGACGUCAAAGUGACGCAUACUCAGCAAACUACGGAUAACGAUUUACCUCGUGGAUUUACAGAUAAUAAGGCGUUUCUCGCGCGAACAGCUGAGAGACGAUGUGAAAGUUUCAAAAACGCUCCCAUGAGAAUGCCCUCGUUGGCUAGCUCGAAAGGUUACGAAAGCGACGAUUUACUAAGUUCUCUUUAUCCGUCGCAAUUUAGUUCUUACAGCGCGCUUAAAGAUAUUGAUUCAACACCAUGGUCUGCAGCAUCGUCAAUGAUUGCAUUGCCCUUUCCUGACGAUUACGAUUCUGCAGCUGCUACAUCCGCAAAAGAUACAUUUUCCGACGUAGAAUCUAUAAUCAAUGGUGGUAAACCAACGUUGACUUCAUGCGAUAGUUUCGAAUAUGCCAAUUCGUCCGAUCGUGAGAGAAUACGUAAAAUGGAGACCAUUUGGAGUAGUAAAAACGAGUCCGAAGAGAAGGAUAAAACUUGGAGAUCACCGCAGAUCGAGCGUAAGCAUUUAUUAAGGAACAAGAAGAUGAGGGAAUAUUUAGAGAAGCAUGAAAUCGGUUGGUCUUCUGAUGAAACUGCUGCUGAAUCGGAUGACAGUGGAACCAUAGGUUGGACCUUUAUAGCUAAUAAGGAUCAUUCUGAGGAAGCAUCUAAAAAAAAGGAUAUCGUUUCUUCUACGAGUCAAAUAAAUUCGGAAACUGUUGAAAACAUUUCCCCAAAUGUCGUACAUCAUCAAGAAUCUAAACGUUGUGAUCCUUUAGACGAUCAUUCCGAUUCCACGAGCCGAAGUGAACUUGGCUCACGAACGUAUACACUUCGCGAUCAGAUUGGACUGUUUAGUUCGAAAAGUCCUUCACCUCUUCCUUCGAAAGUACCUUCAAGGGUGACCUCUCCCUUUAUGACACCCCAAGGUGAAAGAACGGAUCAUAUCGUGAAAGCAUCGAUUUUUGGUUCUGCUCAGGCAAGUCUCGCGGAAUCCAGUAGAAAAUUGGACUUACUUAGAUUAUCUCUUGAGCUUAGAAGACAAGAAUUACCUUCAGACAGUGGUACCGCUGCCCAAUUAAAGAGAGAACUAGCCAGUGUACAGUCGGCAAGUCCUGUUCCUGUUACUUACACAUCCUUACAACCAUUUCGUGGCCCAUUAGAAGGCAGGGCUACAGUACCUGCAUCUGUUUCUAGAUGUGCUGCAGUCACUGGCCAAUUGGAGGUAAGAUUAAUGGGAUGCCAAGGUUUAGCGGAAGAAGUUCCUGGACGUACGAGAAGAGAACACCCUGCCAGUCCUGAUUUACGUAGCUUUGUUAAAGGUGUAACAGGACGUAGUUCAAGUAAAUCUUAUAGCGUUAAAGACGAGACGAGUAAUGAUAUUAUGGCGGUUAUAAAACUUGAUAAUCAAACCGUAGCACAAACUAGUUGGAGACCGUGUUCCCAGCAGGCUUGGGACCAAAGAUUUUCUAUCGAACUAGAUAAGUCAAGGGAACUCGAAAUAGGCAUUUAUUGGAAAGAUUGGAGAUCAUUAUGCGCAGUGAAAUUUUUACGUUUAGAAGAAUUUAUUGACGAUGUGAGACACGGAAUGGCAUUACAAUUGGAACCUCAAGGAUUAUUAUUUGCUGAAAUUAAAUUCUUAAAUCCAAUGAUAUCAAGGAAGCCUAAAUUGCAACGUCAACGUAAAAUAUUUAAACAACAAGUUAAAAACUUCCCACGGGCUAAUCAAAUGAACAUCAAUGUUGCCACCUGGGGUAGACUUCUUAAACGUUCUGCACCAUCUUUGCAUAAUACAAGAAAUUCUGAAAGUCCAUCAUCAGGACCACAACCAUUACAAAUUGUUUUUGAUACCUCAAUAGAAGAUAAGCCUGAAACACCUGGAGAAUUACCGGAUCCUGAAAAAGGUGGCUUAGGUGGUGCUCGACCAUUAGGAAUGGCAACUUCAACUAGUAGUCCAGUUUUACCACGUCCACCUGAACAUCCACCUCCACCACCACCAACGGUUACUAAAAAACCUUCUCUGCCAGCACCACCACCACCACCAAAAUUAGAUCAGGAGAGUGCAUUAAGGGAGUUUGAUUUCCUGCACAACGAGGAGAAAGGGGGCUGUCAGGGUGCAAAUUUGAGGCCCCUUGUGACAGAGCCCCGUCCUGUGCUGAUUGCACCACCCUCUCCACGCACACCCUCGCCCCAACCCGUGGUCGAGUUUCCUGAAGAUGAGGUUGUGUAUGAACUACCAGUCAGGCCUUUGCAAUAUAGAGAUAGCGCGUAUGAAUCUAGAAGACAUUCUCAACUUACUGGCAUGACUUUAGACAACUUCAGGUUACUCUCUGUUCUUGGUCGAGGUCAUUUUGGAAAAGUUAUUUUGUCACAAUACAGAAAUACAGGAGAAUAUUUUGCCAUUAAGGCAUUGAAGAAAGGUGAUAUUAUAGCGAGAGACGAAGUUGAAUCACUGCUUUCCGAAAAGAGAAUAUUUGAAGUUGCUAAUGCUACGCGUCAUCCAUUCCUGGUGAAUUUGUUCGCUUGUUUCCAAACCGAAGCACACGUUUGUUUCGUAAUGGAAUAUGCAGCUGGUGGUGAUCUUAUGAUGCAUAUACAUGCAGACGUUUUUGGUGAACCACGCGCUGUAUUUUAUUCUGCUUGCGUUGUCUUAGGAUUGCAAUAUUUACAUGAAAGUCGAAUUAUAUAUAGAGAUUUGAAAUUAGAUAAUUUGUUAUUGGAUACGGAAGGAUAUGUGAAAAUAGCAGAUUUUGGACUUUGUAAAGAAGGUAUGGGUUACGGCGACCGAACUGGGACUUUUUGUGGAACACCAGAAUUUUUAGCACCAGAAGUUCUCACCGAGACAUCAUAUACACGAGCUGUAGAUUGGUGGGGCCUUGGAGUACUUAUAUUUGAGAUGCUUGUUGGAGAGUCUCCAUUCCCCGGUGAUGACGAAGAAGAAGUAUUUGAUUCGAUAGUGAAUGAUGAAGUUCGUUACCCAAGAUUCCUUUCUUUGGAAGCUAUAGCUAUAAUGAGAAGGUUGCUCAGAAAGAAUCCAGACAGAAGAUUAGGUAGUAGUGAAAGAGAUGCAGAGGAUGUUAAAAAGCAAGCAUUCUUUAGGCACAUAGCAUGGGAUGAUUUAUUAUUAAGACGCGUGAAACCACCUUUCGUACCAGUUAUUCAUUCUGUGGAAGACGUUAGUAAUUUUGACGAAGAAUUUACAUCAGAAAAGCCACAGCUCACUCCGCCUAAGGAUCCCAGACCUCUCAGCGACAUGGAACAAAGCUUCUUUAAAGAUUUCACAUACAUGGCUGAUUGGUGCUAACUAUAGUAAUAUGGAAUUUUAUGUUCUUCCAAUAAUAGUUCAUCAUUUUAUUUGUGUCCUAUAAUUUAGAUUAAACUAUGUUAAAUUACAUCAAAAAACAUAGAGGAAAAAAAUGAAAAUUCUUAUGGAAAGAAGAUUGAUGGAUGGCAUUGUGCUUUAUACAAUAAUUAUUAUUAUUUUUAAUAGAAAUCAAAACUUCUGUAAACUUAUGAUUUACCAUUGAAUCUCGGAUUUUCAUCUGAAUUAUGUGUAAUAGAAGAGAGAAAUUUUAUUUUAGUGCCAGGCAUAUUACAUGUAUGGCUAUAUUAUUUCUAUUUCGUUUGCGUCACGUAAGUUAUUAAAAUGUAAUCAAUUAUUUUGAAAACCAAUAUUUGAACAACAACAAAAUGAUAGGAUUCGUAAUAACACCUGUAUUACAUGUAUAUGUUAGUAAAAACAUAUAUGUCUAAAAAAGGAAAUACGAAAAGAAAAAAGAAUGCAAACAUAAAUAACAUAAAUAACAUAAAAAUAAGUAACUUCUAAAUUACUAUCGUCAACUAUGAUAUACAUAUAUUAUAUAUAUAUAUAAUGCGAAAUCGAGCGAUCAAGUGAACGAGAGAGAGAGAGAGAGAGAGAGAAAGAAAGAGAGACAGAGAGAAAAGGAGAGCAAGAGAGUGAGAGAUGUAGAUAAAUACUAUCGAGACAAGGAUCACAUUUAUUUGCAUGUGCAUUUUUAAAUAUUAAACAAAACUUUCCCACUAAGUGCAUGAAGAAUAUAAGAAAAAAUAUUUUACAUAUAAAAUUAUAUAAGUAUACUGUACAACAGACACGUUUAAGCACUGAUCAUGUACGAUGAUCACAUUAGAAUUACAU